CAGCAAAAAUUGAUUUAUAUUAGAAAAAUUGUAAGAGUUAAUACUGGAUUAAAUCUUUAGAAAAUAAUUUAAAUAAUGCAAUUUGAGUCUUAGUAUAUAGAUACUUUUAAUCCUAAUAGCGAUGCUUCUGGAAAAAACUAUAAUUCUUAUAAAUAUGGCUUGCUUGAGGAUAAAAAAUCUUCAUUUUUAUGGAGAAAUUCAUAAAGUCUUAAUCUAUAAUAAUCAGAUAUAAAUCCUAUGUAAGCAUAUAAUACUGCAGAUAGAGAUAGCAAUUACACUAUUUAAUAGCGCUUGAAAUUGGAAAAUGAAAUGCUUCUUAAUGAAUUCGCAAAAACCUAUAUAUUUCUUUAAGGCAAAAAUAUUGAUUUUAUAUCUCCUUGUUAAGAAAAUCUUAGAACUAAUGUUUAAUAUAUUGUUGAGAACGAUUGCAAAUAUAUUGGGGAAGUAAAUGAAUAUAAGUAAAGACAUGGUAAAGGUAUUAUAAUAAAGAAAGAUAAAUCCUACUACUUUGGUGAUUUUUAAAAUGAUUAAAAAAAUGGACUAGGAAUUUAAGUUCAUUCAAAUUAAGAAAGGUAUGAAGGUGAAUAUGUAAAUGAUACUCAAAUCGGUAAAGGAAAGCUAUUUUAUAUUAAUGGAGAUUAAUAUAUUGGUUAAAUAGAAAAUGGGAUGAAACAUGGAUAAGGAAAAGCUAUAUUUUAUGAUCUUUGUGCUACUUUUAUUGGUAAGUUUAGAUGCGAUAAAAGAGAAGGCUAAGGUUUACUUAUUAGUUUUAAUGGAAAAGUUAUUUAAGAAGGUAUUUAUAAAGAUGAUUAACUUGUGUCAAGCUGCUCAAAUAUACCUACUUUUAAAUCUCUUAAGUCAUAAAAUUCUAAAUAAAAUACUAAAAGCAGAGUAACAUUUGAAGGAAUAGAUGUAGAAGCUGAUUUGAAACAAUAAAUGCCAAUUGAUAAAAUAGAAACGAAUGUUCAAUUAUACAACAAUGAAAAUAAAAUUACAAGUGAAUUAUCAGAUUUAACUAAUUAGUAGAAUUUUAAAAUGUCAAUAGAAAAUAAUGAAAUUUAAAAUAGCAGUUGCUAUUGCAGUCUUUUACCUUAAAGUAUUAGAGAUUUUUUAAGAAUUUGA
Messenger RNA from Tetrahymena thermophila SB210, 1122 nucleotides. Its product is annotated as MORN motif protein. The record is from RefSeq and is a predicted model, not a curated record. NCBI's taxonomy places the organism in Eukaryota, Ciliophora, Oligohymenophorea, Hymenostomatida, Tetrahymenidae. The transcript has a single exon.